UCGCCGCAUUUCGCCGAAAGCCGGCCCGGAUGACAUCUCGCGGCGUGAAACGGACUCAAUCUGUCAUCAUGGCUGUCUCGAGGGAGAAAUUGAGGACGGAAAUAAAUGCCAUCCUGAAGGAUGCCGACUUGUCGGUGAUGUCGGCCAAGAAGGUGCGACAGACGCUGGAGGAGAAGCUGAACUGCAACCUCUCGGCCCGGAAGAAGGAGGUGGACGAGCUAGUGAUGGACUUUGUGAAUUCCAAGGACAACAACGACGCGUCCGGCAGCGAGGAGGAGGAUGAGUCAGAGGAGGAGGCACCCAAGAGGGGCGCCAAGAGGCCGCCACCGACGAAGAAGCCCGUGGCGAAGAAGAGAGGCGGCGACAGUAGUGACGAGAGUGAGUCUGGCGGCGAGGAGGCCUCCGACGAUGACUACAAGCCACAGAAGAAUUCGGCCAAGAAGGGUGCGCCGAAGGGGAAGCGCAAGAAGGAUGACUCUGAGUCAGACUCCGACGAGGACUGGAAGGCGCCGAAGAAGGCACCCAAGAAAGCCGGCGCCGCUGCUGCUAGCACGGGCAAGGGCAAAGGCCGUGGCACCGGCUUCACUCGGGCCUACACACUCUCGCCGGAGCUGGCGGCUCUCAUGGGGGCCGAGGCUCUGCCGCGCCACGAAGUGGUGAAGAAGAUGUGGGCCAUGAUCAAGGAGCGCAACCUGUACGACCCGAAGAACAAGCAGUACGCCAUCUGCGAUAAUGAUCUCAUCAAGGUAAUUGGCGUGAAGCGUUUCAGGACAUUCGGAAUGCUCAAGUACCUUCGGGAGCACUUCCUCGACUAGACGCAAGUGCUGAGCAGCGUGCCAUGAGGCACUCAUUCACUUGCCAUCCUCACGAGGAUGGGGAAUCUUCUAUUUUUUAAUUAUCCUUUGCGGUCCCUCCCGAAAUGUGCUAUAGAGACAAGUCUUUUCAUCCUGUUUUUGUCAUAGAUUGUACCUGUACAAUCAUCGAGUAAUUAUUUGGUAGUUUUUAAGGGGUUUUCUUUUAGUGCUAAUGUUUUUUUCUUUGUCUUUAUCACGAGUGAACUUACAGAUGAGAGUUUAUAUGAAGUCAAUCUAUUCAAGAUAUUCCACGAUAUUCUUUAGCCUUUUGAGUAUAAGAGUGUAAAAGAUACAAGAAAUUACAAUUUUCAGGUAAUAAAUGACACAUUUCGCUUAAAAA
Phlebotomus argentipes is the source of this 1194-nucleotide messenger RNA. RefSeq lists its product as uncharacterized. The coding region runs from base 30 to 815 and encodes 261 amino acids. The transcript has 3 exons. Gene Ontology annotation, cellular component: nucleus. NCBI's taxonomy places the organism in Eukaryota, Metazoa, Arthropoda, Insecta, Diptera, Psychodidae. The record is from RefSeq and is a predicted model, not a curated record.